UAAAGAAGGUAGUAAAGGUUUUAAAAAGGCAAUAGGAAAUAAAGGAUCCGGUAGUACAAUCGAAAGCAAUAAUCAUACUUCGGUAUUCUUCCUGCCGCCGAAGAAGACCUGCGGAUUACGAGGAAUGAAACAGAUAGAUAAAAAAAGAACGGAAACGGAACAGGUCGAUCUUUUCUGUUAAGGGACUAGCGGUGGUGUCAGACUGCAGGGGUUUCACGUCUCCGCCGGUGAUGUCAGCGAGAGUCGCCCCCGAAUUCCUUAUUGAAGUGGCUCAACAGUGCCUCGGUUCCGGUACGAGAAAGAAACAGCGUUUACGUCCCUCUGCAUGCCUCAGCCUCGCUGCGCAGGUCCUGGCGGUGGACGUUGGGUUGAGACCCUCUUUCCUUUACGAUGCCAACACAGCGGGACCCGAGCAGCUUCGACUUUACCUGCGCAAGCUGCGCGAAGCUGGGUUUUUAAGCCACGUGUUGAACGUCCUGGCGGUCGAUGGGAACGUUGUGAUUGUCAAUGAAGACCUGACAGUCCUGCACAUGGAGGAGCUGCUAUUGAAAAACACCGUCGCUGUCAUAGAUGUGUCCCAGUCCCGGGCCCAGCCUGCCUUAGCUGGUCCCGAAAGCAGGGUGAGGGAGUUAACACAGACGGUGGUAGAUGAUUUCAAACUGGGCACGCUGGUCGAAUGGGCACGUUCCCCGUGGAACUUCUGCACCCUUUUCGGAGUCCUUCUGGGCUUCCCGGCCACCUACUGGUUCGACCAAGAGAGAAGCUUUGAGAACUGCCUGAGUAUGACCCCGCUGCGGGUCACCACGGUCUGUGCUCGGUGCCGAGCGAUAGCCAAGGACUUCAGAGUCCAGCUCUGCUCCUUCAGCAUCCCGGAAAUCCUUACGUCAGCCACUCGGGCCGAGAUGGACAACUGGACUGGCAAGAUGCUGGACCGGUUCAGCCGGCAGGCUGCUUUUACAGACCUCCAUAUCUCUAGCAAGACAGUCAGCUUGCCAUCAGUCACACUCUAGGAAAGAGCACGCUGUGUAAUCACGCAGUGGGGGGCCAGCUUAGGUCUCAGAGAGCUGCAGAGUCUUGAAGGUUUUUGGGUAAUACAGGCCCCUAAUCGACCGAUGAAAGGACUUGAUUAGUGGCAUAUUUUCCCGAGUCCUGUUGCACUAAGCUGCACACCAGGUGAUAAUAUAAUCAAAACUGCCUCUUACUCAGCUCAAGGAUUAAACCUGUCCCGGGAUGUGCUUCACUACAGGAGCAAAUAGCAGUCAAACCUUGCGUGUGCAAACAGUUACUGAGCCAAAUUGCCAAAAACUAUUGUUUGCUCUAGGCGUUUAGCAACUGAUUUAUGGGCUUUUGUAUAAUUGAAUGAUUCAUUUCCUGGGAUGUAUGGGGGCGCACACCUUUUGUUGGUAAAUUGUCUUCUUAAGUGUUUAAGUGUCUGAAGUAUCCUAGCCUUUUGGUUUCAUUGAGUUUCAUAUCAACAGGUGAUUUAGAUCUCUUUACUUAAAUAGAAGCAUUCAGUCUUUGCAGAAUGGUCACAGUAGUCCAGCUCAGCUUUAAUUGAUCCAAUUUAACCCUCUUCCCAAAGUCUUGUGAGGUUGAUCUGGAGAGAACUAAAAAAAUGUGCUGGACUACUGUCACUGCGGACCGGACUUGUUGGUUACACACCUUCCAGCCCUGUGUGGCACAAAUCCACACCAAGGUGCUCUGUGGGGUUGAAAGCUGAUUGUCACUCAUGAAUUCCUGUAAGGAAAAAGGGUUAAUGUGCGACUAUGUUUGUAGCAAUAAAGUUUGCUGGGCUACAGAAGGAGUGCAUGGUCAAGCUCAAAACGCUGAGCCCAUCAAAAAAGCAAGGGA
Messenger RNA from Lepisosteus oculatus (spotted gar), 1851 nucleotides. It is a transcript of the gene c5h1orf74, whose product is annotated as chromosome 5 C1orf74 homolog. Lineage: Eukaryota; Metazoa; Chordata; Actinopteri; Semionotiformes; Lepisosteidae. The record is from RefSeq and is a predicted model, not a curated record.